This is a messenger RNA of Colletotrichum scovillei, 1182 nucleotides long. Its product is annotated as SPFH domain/Band 7 family protein. The coding region runs from base 169 to 1104 and encodes 311 amino acids. Lineage: Eukaryota; Fungi; Ascomycota; Sordariomycetes; Glomerellales; Glomerellaceae. Gene Ontology annotation, biological process: mitochondrion organization. Gene Ontology annotation, cellular component: membrane; mitochondrion. The record is from RefSeq and is a predicted model, not a curated record. The transcript has 3 exons.
GACGAACCGUGACGUUGAAUACUGGUCUGACAAAGCUCCACCGUUUGCUUUCCUAUUCCGAAGCUGUAGCAACCCACAGUCAAUCGACCGCAAAACAGCACCGAUCGAAGCUCCCUUGCCUCGAGCUGAAUACCCAUCGAACCGACGCGCCCACACCCGAACUCAAUCAUGUCUGGAGGAAGAAAUCCCAUGGAGGAGGCCUACGAGCGCUUCAGGGCCGUCGCUCAGCAGCAGCAGAAGCGCGGCGGCUUUGGCGGCGGCGGCAUGCCCGGUGGUCCUCGCGGCGCUGGCAUGGGACUUGCCGGUCUGGUUCUGUUGGGAGGUGCUGCCUUCGUGGCCCAGAAUGCGCUAUUCAACGUCGACGGUGGUCACAGAGCGAUCAAGUACCGGAGGACAACGGGUGUGAGCAAGGAGAUCUACAGCGAAGGAACCCACUUGAUCAUUCCCUGGUUCGAGACUCCCGUCACCUACGAUGUUCGCGCGAAGCCCAGAAACGUCGCCUCUCUCACCGGAACCAAGGACUUACAGAUGGUCAACAUCACCUGCCGUGUUCUUUCCAGGCCUGAUGUCAAGGCCCUGCCUCAGAUCUACCGCACUCUCGGCACAGACUACGACGAGAGAGUGCUUCCCUCCAUUGUCAAUGAGGUUCUGAAGAGUGUUGUUGCUCAGUUCAACGCUUCCCAACUGAUUACCCAGAGAGAGAUGGUUGCCAAGUUAGUUCGCGAGAACCUCUCCCGCCGUGCCGCACGGUUCAACAUCCUGCUGGACGAUGUGUCCCUGACGCACCUUGCCUUUUCCCCAGAAUUCACAGCUGCCGUUGAAGCGAAGCAGGUUGCCCAGCAAGAAGCUCAGCGCGCGGCAUUCGUUGUUGACAAGGCUCGCCAGGAGAAGCAGGCCAUGGUCGUCAAGGCCCAGGGUGAGGCUCGCUCUGCUGAGCUGAUUGGAGAUGCCAUCAAGAAGAGCAAGGCCUACGUCGAGCUGAAGAAGAUUGAGAACGCGCGCGCUAUUGCUCAACAGAUGCAGGAGUCCGGCAGCAAGAACCGUUUGUUGCUUGACUCUGAGGGCCUGGGCCUGAACGUGUUUGAUGAUAGCGAGAAGAAAUGAGGCGUCGGCAUUUGGGCGCGAAUUCUCCACACUGUACUCUUACAACAUCGAAAACUGGCAUGGACUUGUAUAAUAAUG